AUGAAGUUUCGAAACAGGCAUUCACCUCUGCUGCUCCUAUUGCUGCCCUCACUAGCUGUCGGCUUGUCGCCAAGGGCAGUCGCCGCAACCAAGGAUGACAACUCCAAGUCCAUCUCUUCCUCCUCCUACUCCUCCUCGCGUGACGCCGACGAUGCUACCGCUGCCAAAGUACCAACCGGCGGCAGACAUGUGAAGCCUGCCAGGGAUGCUCCCGUGGACGGCAAGGAUGGAAAGCCUCAUCUUGGGCCAUUUGUCGACACCGAUGGUAUUGCCGUCGAUGCAAAUGGCCAGAAGCUACCCCCCUUAAAGGGUCGGCCUGAUGACCCGACCUUGGUCGAUGGCCAAAAGAUACCCAAGACGAAUGACGGUGUCAUGUUUGACAAGAACCGCGACCGACCUGAGAAGGGGAUUUCCACAGGCACCGAAGGCGGCGUCUCUGAGAAGUCAAAGGCACGCAAGGAAAGGGAGGGAAAGACGGGCGAAAAGGUCCUCACACAGCCUGAAGCCCCCAAAGAGCAACCACCAAUGCCACAUAGCGAGGAGCGAAAAUUGCGAGGGGGCAAGGAUGAGAGUAUUGAUGGUUCAAAAUCGUCAUCACACAAGGAACCCGGGAAAACGGACUACACAGGUCUCGAUAAGCCCGGUGACCUCCCCGAUACUCCAGACAAAUCCAAAUCAUCCUCAUCCUCAUCCUCCACAAAGGAUUCGCUCGAGCCCCCUCCACCGAAGUCGAAGAGCACAUCCAAAUCCAAAACCCCGAUUCCCAUUGAAGAUAAAGACGACGGCAUUAUCCAGCCGUUCCACUCAUGGCUGCUGUCAUUUACUAUGAUUCUUGUUUCCGAAAUCGGUGACAAGACUUUCCUCGUUGCUGCGUUGAUGGCCAUGAAACACGAUAGGAUGGUGGUUUUUUCGGCUGCUUUUGGCGCCCUGCUUGUCAUGACAGUGCUAUCCGCAGUUCUGGGACAUGCCGUCCCUACCUUGAUUCCCAAACGCCUCACCAGCUUCCUGGCUGCCGGCCUCUUCUUCGUUUUCGGGGCUAAAAUGCUUAAUGAGGGCAUGAAGAUGGACCCCAACGAGGGUGUUUCUGCCGAGAUGCAUGAGGUGGAACAAGAGCUCGCAGAGAAAGAAAAGGAAAUGGGCCGUGGCCAAAAUGGAGUGUCCGCUUAUUCCCUGGAAAUGGGCCUGGGUGGUAGGAAUUCCCGGUCUAAGAACCGCUUUCCUUCACCUCCUCGAUCGCCCUCACAGUCACCAUCUCGUAGCCCUUCCCGGCGUUCCGGUUCCAUGAGUGGCUUCAUCCAAGGAGUUGGCAACCUGUGCUCUCUGCUUCUGAGUCCAGCCUGGGUGCAAACCUUUGCGAUGACGUUUUUAGGUGAAUGGGGCGACCGCAGUCAAAUUGCAACUAUCGCGAUGGCUGCCGGCCAGGACUAUUGGUGGGUGACCUUGGGGGCCACCUGCGGACAUGCCAUUUGCACUGGUGUAGCUGUUAUUGGCGGCCGAGCCAUUGCCGGACGAGUCAGCCUGAAGAUGGUGACUGUUGGAGGAGCUGUGGCCUUCCUUGUUUUCGGUUUCAUUUAUUUCCUCGAGGCGCUCUACGCAUAG
Messenger RNA from Pochonia chlamydosporia 170, 1599 nucleotides. RefSeq lists its product as hypothetical. Gene Ontology annotation, molecular function: calcium ion transmembrane transporter activity; manganese ion transmembrane transporter activity. The coding region runs from base 1 to 1599 and encodes 532 amino acids. Gene Ontology annotation, cellular component: fungal-type vacuole membrane; Golgi apparatus. Gene Ontology annotation, biological process: manganese ion transmembrane transport; Golgi calcium ion transport; Golgi calcium ion homeostasis. NCBI's taxonomy places the organism in Eukaryota, Fungi, Ascomycota, Sordariomycetes, Hypocreales, Clavicipitaceae. The transcript is spliced from 3 exons. The record is from RefSeq and is a predicted model, not a curated record.